AUGCAAAAUGAAGACCGUAUUCUCCAUGGUGUAGUGACAGAGAAGAAAAAGGCGGACGAGGCUUUCAAUGCAGCCCGAAAAGAUGGGCAGACGGCUGGUAGGGUGUCGGAGGCCGCUCCAACCCCGGGACGCGCAAUGAAAAAUUUCGUCGUGUAUAUGAACGUGGCAGCAAUGUCUGAAGCUACUUUCAAACUUUCAUAUCAAGAACUUGUCAAGAAGGUUUUGGGAAAAUAUACCCAAAAAAUACACAUAGAACCCAAUCAAAUUGUGGACAAUAUCACAGUCAUUGCUUCGUAUCAUGAGCCCCAGGGUAUUGAAAUGUUUUCAUACGCUCUACCAGAUUCGAGAGUGUUCUCGUCAAGUUCGAUUGACUCGCAAAGUACCGUUGUACAUGCGUCUGAAAGUAUAAGAGAACUCGUUUACACUCCUUCGACAGUGACACAGCAAGAUUUCGGUGAUGCAGGCAACGGGUUGAAAGGUGAUAUUACACUGAGGUAUACUUUGACUCCUCCGGUAACCAACGGAGGGACAAUCAUUGUCAACGAUGGCGCGUUUGUCCACUAUUUCUCGCCGUCCGGUUUGUCGACUCUAAGCAAAACAAUUGUAUUUGUCAUCGAUGUCAGUGGUUCCAUGAGCGGAGACAAAAUUAAACAAGUGAAAGUAGCAAUGCACUCGAUAUUGAUACGACUAAGAGAAAAUGAUUCUUUUAAUAUCAUUGUAUUCAAUGCUGAUGUACAUCGGUGGCAACCGGGUCCAGUGAUGGUAACCAGUGAACGUAUUUCCGCUGCCAAGUCAUAUGUUGAUAGGAUGAAAGCAGAAGGAGGCACCAACAUCAAUGACGCGUUGAUCUCCGGAGUUUAUAACAUCAACAACGCUUUGAGAAAUCGAGGGAACCUGGUUGUAUUCCUCACGGAUGGUGUUCAGACUGCGGGUGAACAGCGCCCAGACGUCAUACUCGAAAACGUCCAAGGAGCAAACCAUGACGGGUUAGUUUCAAUUUUCUCUCUGGGUUUUGGGGUUGGAGUGAAUUUUGAGUUUCUGAGAAAAAUAUCACUUCGAAAUUAUGGAACUGCUUAUAAAAUAUACGAGGACAAAGAUGCAAGUAAACAACUGGGUGACUUUUUUAGAGAAAUAGAAUCUGUCACACUAAGGGAUGUCAAGUUUCAAUACCCCGUUGAAAUUGUAGUAAAAGAAGACCUAACCGAAACAAGCUUUUCCAAUUUCUUCAACGGUUCUGAAAUUGUCGUAGCUGGAAACCUUCAACCUGAAGUGGACCUCCUAACGAAUCCUUUGACUGCGUCAAUCCUCGCUGUUGGUGCGAACAGAGACGUCAUCUUCAGUUCUACGGCCGAACUUGAGAGCACAGGAGAAACACAACAGUUUACUCAGAGGCUUUGGGCUUAUAAGAAGAUAAAGGAAUAUCUGGAUCGGGCCUUGAUAUCGAACGAAGAGGACAGAGAAAGGUAUGAACAGAAAGCAUUGACAUUGUCACUGAGAUACAGCUUUGUGACGCGUCUGACGUCAAUGGUCGUCACGGAGGCGGUCAAUGCUGGAAAUACAGGUUUCGGACAACUAAAUAGGGUCGGUUUGUCUGCAAUGAAAGCCAACUACGGUUCAAAUAACUACGGUACAAAUAAAGGCACAUGCGCCUCACUGACUACUACGUGUGCCGUGGUCAUGUUUCUGGUACAUUUCGUUCGACUUCAUUUGUGUUGA
This is a messenger RNA of Mizuhopecten yessoensis (Yesso scallop), 1716 nucleotides long. Its product is annotated as inter-alpha-trypsin inhibitor heavy chain H4-like. The transcript has a single exon. Lineage: Eukaryota; Metazoa; Mollusca; Bivalvia; Pectinida; Pectinidae. The coding region runs from base 1 to 1716 and encodes 571 amino acids. The record is from RefSeq and is a predicted model, not a curated record.